CGCUCGUUUGUCUUUUGGCAGAGAGACAGUCUUUUUUUUUUUUUUGAAAUAGGACGACAGAAUAAUUCGAGAAGGGUUUGUCCGGCGUUGUUUCAUCUUUCGUAAUCUGUUCCUGCACGGACUGUUGCCCAAGUUUAUUUGGUCUUCGGAUUUCAAGUUCCCUUUGGUAUUACCAGGUUCCGCUCGACGAUUGAAUCUGUUAGUCAUCGGCGGAGGAUCCGGCCAGAUCGAGAUCGUCAAUCCAGAACCCCGGGCCCAAGAUCACUACAGAUCGGAUAUUGUUUUCCAGUUGACGGAACCGCGAUGGGCGACGCCGCGCAAAGCUCCUCGAUCUCGAGGAUUGCCAUUAUAGGAGGUGGUCCGGUUGGUGUGUCUUGUGCCAAAUAUUUAUUGGCCGAAAAAGCAUUUGAUACAAUCGACAUAUACGAGCAGCGGGAUGGAGUAGGCGGGAUCUGGAACCUGUCGCCGCCGACGCGGUCGAAGAGGAUUCCUAUCCCUCAGCUUGAUCCGUUCUAUGGACAAAAGGGCAGUCAUGCCGAAGAGGAAACUCUGGAGUUCGAAUCCCCGCUCUACGACUACUUGGAGACCAACAUUCCGAAACAGCUAAUGGCGUUUUCGGACAAGCCGUUCCCAGACGAAGAACCACUGUUCCCCAGCCAUCAGGCUGUCCUCAGGUAUUUGAAUGAAUAUGCCGACGAAGUGCGGCACUUGAUCCGGUUUCACACGGCGGUGCGCGAUGUCAAACAGUUUAUCGACUCAAAAACCGGCCAGGAACGGUGGGCUCUGCAGGCGGAAGAUCUGCAAACCAAGCAGACUAUCAGCGAGGAGUAUGAUGCCGUCGUGGUCGCCAACGGACAUUACACCGUGCCGUAUGUGCCGGACAUCAAGGGCGUGGCGGAGUGGAACGCCACGUACCCAGGGCACAUUAUACAUUCCAAAGCGUACCGCAAACCCGAGGACUUUACGGGCAAGAAAGUGAUUGUGGUGGGCAAUUCGGCGUCCGGACUCGACAUCGCCACGCAGAUCGGAAAGUACUGCAAGACCCCCGUACUGCUUUCGGCGCGCUCUGUCUCGGCCUUCGGAACCCUGCCACCCGCGGAAUGGCGCGAUGAUGUCGACGAGUUGGUUGAGUUUCUGCCUAAGAAGGAGGGCGAAUAUCGAGCUGUAAGGUUCAGAAGUGGCCGGGUUGAAACGGAUGUCGAUGCUGUUGUUUUUGCAACGGGGUAUUUCUACUCUUAUCCGUUUCUUCAGACCGUCUCGCCCCAAGUGGUCACCGAUGGUUUCCGCACCAGGGAUGUGUAUCAGCAUUUAUUUGAUAUUCAACAUCCCACGCUUGCGUUUCCGGUCAUUAAUCUGAAGAUUAUACCGUUUCCGCUCUCGCAGAAUCAGGCGGCCGUCCUGGCGAGGGUCUGGAGUGGACGCCUGGAUUUGCCGUCGACGGAUGAAAUGAGACAGUGGGAGCAGGAUACGGUCAAGGAGAAGGGCGAUGGGAAGUAUUUCCAUCUCAAGAAGUUUCCGGAGGAUGCUGCCCAGAUCAAUGAGCUCUAUGCCUGGGCCGAGAGCGCGAGAAAGAGACAAGGUUUGGAGAAUGAUGGGGCGGGCAAACGUGGUGCUAGAUGGCUGGAGAGGCAGGUCUGGUUGAGAUCCAUCUUUCCGAAUGUCAAGGCUGCUUAUUUGAAAAAGGGCGAGGAUAGAUAUAAAGUUAGGACGAUCGAGGAGCUGGGAUUUGAUUUUGACGAGUGGCGGAGCAAGGCUGACGAUAAGGAGUUGGACAUGUUUCAAAAGGCCAAAUGCUCUUUGGUUUCUCAAUGAUAUUGUACAUUGUAUAUAUGAAUAGAUAGAGCUGAUAAACAAUUGAGCGGUCCAGAGGCCGGAUUUUGUGUCGGCUUAUGGAACGGAUAUGCCAAUCACCAAACAAGACAAAGGGGAUCCCGGAUUUCAGCCUUGUCGACUAGAAUGGUGGACAAAGCUCGACGGGUCCUCACUUAACUUAAC
Exophiala dermatitidis NIH/UT8656 is the source of this 1995-nucleotide messenger RNA. Its product is annotated as dimethylaniline monooxygenase (N-oxide forming). Bases 304 to 1812 code for a protein of 502 amino acids. The transcript has 2 exons. Lineage: Eukaryota; Fungi; Ascomycota; Eurotiomycetes; Chaetothyriales; Herpotrichiellaceae. Gene Ontology annotation, molecular function: flavin adenine dinucleotide binding; NADP binding; N,N-dimethylaniline monooxygenase activity. The record is from RefSeq and is a predicted model, not a curated record.